Messenger RNA from Vitrella brassicaformis, 2383 nucleotides. NCBI's taxonomy places the organism in Eukaryota, Vitrellaceae. The record is from the annotation of a GenBank genome assembly.
UGUAUCAUCGAUGGCCACACUCCCAUCACGGACGCACCAGGCGGCCCCCAUCCUGCACCCGCCAAACCCCACCCGCGUGCUGGAAGUGUUGUUGCUGAAAGGGCAGGGGGCGAGCGUACGGCUGGUUGAUGGGCGGCUGGUGGUGGUAGACAGGAAGCAGCUGGCGCACUGCGUUGAUCCGAGGAUGCAUCGGCCGGACGGGGGGGUGAGAAGGCUGCUGGUGAGAAGGCUGAGCAGCCUUUAUCUCCUUGGGUAUGCCGCAUACUGCACGCCGCACGCCUCGCACGAUUGACCUCAUCGAUAGACAGCACCCGCACGUUUCAGCCCCAGUUGCCGGCACAGUCGGCCUUGUGUGCGGCUGGCAAGGAGGGACUCGAUGAUGAGAGGGGGGAGCCUCACGCACGACGGUGCGUCUGAUGGCCUCUACGCGCUGCUUCACAUGCCGUAGACUCGGACGAUGAUCCGGAUGCACCUGCGUGCACUCCUUCAUGAGGGUCACCAGCUGGUGUGUGGCGGUGUUGGUGUCGUAGCCGGCAGGAAGGACGUCUCUGACUGGUAGCCCGUUGUUGACAUCCAACAUGCAGGCCCCAGUCGCGCCGAGACAGAGGAGAUAGCCCGUGAGGUAGGUCAUCGUCUUCUCGGUCACCCAUCCCCAAGUCUCCGAGUAGCCAGGCUGAUAUAUGACAGCAGGGAGCAAAAGCACAAUGCAUCAAGACAGUCAAUGAGUAAGGAUUCCUUCCCAUAAGGCCGGACACGUACGUAUGUUGCAUGGGGCGUCAGCACAAAGGGGAGGCCGGCGUCUCUGUUGUGAGCAGCCCAUCUCCCCCCAGCUGCCUGCCAUUCUUCCGGCGUUGGGUUGGAAGAGAGCAAAGAGCUGUUCGCACCGUGAUACGCCCACCCGCCCAUGGUUGGCGACUCAGGUGCCCAGGUGAAAGCCGACCAGGUGACGGGCGGCUCACCCUCACAAGGGCCAGAAUCACGGACUAGACAUGCCCGAUCUACCGAUGAAAGGGCGGGGGCGACCGAGAUGAUGUCCCCCACAGGAUGCGUCGCUGCCGCGGCUCUGGUCCAGCCUCCUCCUGGCCCUCUCUUGAUGGCCCCAGACGUGCGAAACGACACCAGACCACCCAGGUCGAACAUGAACACACGCUGCCGCCCAUCCCGGCCCGCUGAGGGGUUGAUGAACAGGUUGUUGAGCACUCCGUCGAGGUGCAAAAAGUCGUAUCCCUCGUACAGCUGCAGGUGGGCGUCAACGGCGGCUGUGAGGACGUCUAGAACCAUCGCCACUCUCUCCCGUGACACUGUCUCGCCGCUGUCACGCUCAUAUCGAUCCGUGCAGCAUUGCGUCGUCCACUCCGCCAGGGGCCGAUAGUCUGCGGGGAUCUUCUCGAGACAGAGGAACAGCACUCGGGCGUCACUUUGCCAGCGCCACGCCCCGUCUGCCCUCGUUUGAUGCACGCCGGCGGUGCCAUAAUGGCCGCCAACAAACAAGUCCCGUUCCGUCACACCACAGAGUGUGCCGUCGAGGUAGAGGGAUGGAACAGGCACCGACACAUGCUGCCGCCUCUUGCCGUCCUCCAGCAGCCGAUAAGCGGCCCCCUCAUAGUACAGCAUCUGCGUCGUCGCCAGCCGCUGAGGGUCCCCGACAGAGGGCGGCACACUGCCAUCGGGGAGUUUGGCCCAUUUCACGGCACACGGCUGGCGCUUGAUGCACUCGACAGGCAGGGAACGAUGACGAAAGGCAAAGGUGAGGGCCAAACCGUUUCUCACCCCUUCAGCCCCCUGGCCCCUGCCAAGCUCCUCGAACAGGUAGAUCUACGCACACACAGAGAGAGAAAGAGAGAGAAACAAACAGAUAAGUGAGUGAUGUGCGUUUGUUUUGUAUGGGAGUGCACUGCACGCCUUUGUUUGAGACCUCGUGGCAAAGCAGCCCAUCGUGGAAGAGGAUGCGCUCUUUGGCGUGCGAGAUGCCAAAUUGGGCGACGUGAGGCGGUCGGGUGGGAGGUGGUGGGGAUGCCGCAGGAGGGGGGUGAUGCGCAGCAGCAGCCUGGUCCUGCUGAACGAGUGGGUGUGGCACAUGGCCCAUGCAUGUUCUCCAACCCGGUCGUGGAGUCGCAAUGUGCUCCCCGCCUUCCGGUGCGCCUGCAAGUAAGGCAAGUAAGGCAAGACAGCCACAAACGAACCGAGCGAUGGAUGCUAUGGCGUGUUGGCUCAUCUAUCCAUUUCAUUCAUUCAUUCUCACCGCUUUGCGAGGAGAAAGAUAUCGAUAUCGUCAGUCCACCCUCCCCUCCAUUCUCACCGAGGGCUCCUUCCUCUUGUAGCAUGAUUCGUCAACAGAGAGAGGGGAGUCUGUGAGGACAAGGAGGCUUGGUUGGUUAUGUGU